GGUAGUACUGGUUGGUCAAUAACUCGGUAAGAUUGGUUGAAUUCAUUUUACAGUCCAACUCGUCAAUAUUUGUCAUUAAAUUUUGAAAGAUAAAUUAUUGGACAGUCAUUUUGUUGGGUUGUCAAGUUGAUCGUAAAUGUCAAAGUUCAAUUAUGAACAAAAUAUAGAGUGAAAUUUUCAUUCGAUCAUUCAUGAAGGUACACAAAAGGUUUAUUUAUUUUUGAAUAAACAAUAAAUAAUUGAUUAGUUAUUAUAAGAUAACUCUCAAUUGAACCAAUCGUCAACUCGUCUAAUCAAUCAUGAAUGCCAUCAAUUCAGGAUUCUCUGAAUUGAUUUCAUCUUAUAAACAUUGGGUGCAAUGUAAUCCACAAUUACUGGCUGACUUGGAGAGUACAGUAAGAUGUUUUUCUUACUUUACAGCUGGUCGAUAUAACAAUUCUACGUUGGCAUCUGAACUUAUUUAUUCCAUACCAAAUUUAAUUGAAUUGUUUAAUGAUUUAUUGAUAUCCGGUGGUAAAUAUAUGAAUUCGAAGAUACCAAAGUUGCAAUUAAAAAUAAAUAUCUGGUUAACUGUGUUAGAAUAUACGGAAGCUUUAUUCGAGGUAUCUGCACAUAGAAUUUGGGGAAAGUCCGGAAAAUGGCUUAUUAUUAUGUUCAUACAAAUAUUUAAAGCUGUGAUGAGAUUGUGUUUGAUACAUGUCUACAAAGAAAAUGUAAUUAAAAGGCCUUCCAUUAAGCCGCUCAAUAAGAAAAAAAUAAAUCAAGCAGAUGACAAAGAUAUUCAAAUGAAAGAAGGUUUUCAAUUGAAACGAAGUGGUAUCGUAAUUAGGAGUAUUAAAACCUCUAGAUCUAUAGAAACAAGAGUUUGGACACCUAUAUCGUCUAUGAGAGAUGAAAACGAGAACGUUGAUAAUGCUUUUGUAUCUAAACGAAUGUUAAUGUUGGCAGAGACUCUUUAUAUAAUAAAACCAUUGUUUCAUCUUGGUUGUUUAUCUGCAACUGGAAAAACGAAUUGGCAACCAUGGUUUUUGUCUUUAAUCAUUGAUUUAUCUAGUUUACAGUUAUUUAGUCAUUAUGGAAAAGCAGCUGCACUUAACAAAGAAGAAUGGAAUGAAAUUUAUCAAAGAAGAUUAAGUAUACUGUUAUAUAUUUUACGUUCCCCUUUUUAUGAUACUUAUAGUCGUCUUAAAAUAAUAACAAUACUAAACAUUUUAUCUAAAAAAGUGCCUUUGGCUAAACUUUUAACAGAACCGAUAGAAAAAUAUUUACCACAUUGGCAACAAAUGUAUUUUUAUAUGUGGUCACGUUAACAAAUAUUCACAUCGUUUGCGUAAGAAAUUAUAAAAUUAUAUAAGGUGCCUUACAAUAUAUAAAUAUUUCUUCCAAAAUAUUAGUCAAUCCAAUUAUAUAUCAAGCAAAAUUUAUUACGAUUAUAAAUCGUAUACUCUGCAUUUUGUAUAUUGAAAAUAUACUGCAGGAUAACGCUCAAUUAAAACAUUCCAAAUUUCUGUUUAUCCAAUUUUUGCGAGUUGGCUUGAGUCGUCCUAGGCUGAAGGACGUUUCCAGGCGACAGGUUAUCGAUAUGAAGAAGAUCGGGAAAAAAACCUCGAUAGAAAGUCUCUGAUUUCAUACGUGCUUUCAAGACGAAUAAUUAUUAUUACUUGAGCCGAGAAAUAUUAACGUACGAGAUCGUUUUAUUUACCGUUUUGUUUUUAAAUCAAAUUUAAAUGAGUUCCUCGUUUAACCCGGAGUGGUGUUUAACACUGUACAUUAAUUUUCUUUAAUAUACAAAUACGA
Polistes canadensis is the source of this 1797-nucleotide messenger RNA. It is a transcript of the gene Pex16, whose product is annotated as peroxisomal membrane protein PEX16. NCBI's taxonomy places the organism in Eukaryota, Metazoa, Arthropoda, Insecta, Hymenoptera, Vespidae. The record is from RefSeq and is a predicted model, not a curated record. Gene Ontology annotation, cellular component: peroxisomal membrane. Bases 300 to 1310 code for a protein of 336 amino acids. The transcript is spliced from 5 exons. Gene Ontology annotation, biological process: peroxisome organization.